AUGGAUGAAUCAUUUGAAAUUUUCGCUCGUAAAGUUUUCGUCGGUGGACUUCCAAUUGAUGUUACGGAAGAUGAAAUAACAUCAACAUUUUCACAAUUUGGUCCGGUGCUUGUUGAUUGGCCACGUCGUCCUGAUAGCGCACGCUACAUGACUGGUUACGUCUUCCUGGUAUUUGAAGAUGAGCGCUCAGUGCAACUGUUGGUGAGCAGAUGUCACAAAGAGGAUGAAAAAUACUACUUGUUUGUUUCUAGUCCAACGAUGCGUGACAAACCGGUACAAGUGCGACCAUGGCGCUUAAAUGAUAUGGAAUUCAUGCUUCGAGAAGACAUGCCUCUGAAUCCACGACGAACUAUUUUCAUAGGUGGUGUGCCUCGACCGACGAAAGCUCGAGAGUUGGCAAGUGUUCUAGAUCAUCUUUAUGGAUCGGUUUGUUAUGUUGGGAUUGAUAUUGAUCCGGAAUUGAAGUAUCCGAAGGGAGCAGCACGAGUUACAUUCACCACUGAACAGUCUUUUAUUGCAGCUAUAAGUGGACGCUUUGUGCAUAUUCCUCAUGCUGAUAUGAGCAAACGGGUGGAAAUAAAACCCUAUGUAAUUGAUGAACAAAUGUGCGAUGAGUGUGAGGGAAUACAGUGCGCUGGUCGCUACGCACCGUAUUUCUGUGGUGAUGUGACCUGCCUGCAGUACUACUGCGAGUCGUGCUGGGACUUUUAUCACUAUGGUGAACAAUCUGAUGAGAGGAAAGCUUCCCACAAACCGUUGGUUCGUAUUGGUGAUCAGACUAAACUUUUGGCUCAUCCACCACAUCAUAAUCACUCAUCAAACAACAAAGUGAUAUCAACCGCAACUGCAGCUGUAGAUUGCUGUCGUCAUAUUGAUACGACAACAUGCUUUGCUGUACGAUGUUCACAGCAUUAUUAA
Messenger RNA from Cercopithifilaria johnstoni, 918 nucleotides. The record is from the annotation of a GenBank genome assembly. NCBI's taxonomy places the organism in Eukaryota, Metazoa, Nematoda, Chromadorea, Rhabditida, Onchocercidae.